This is a messenger RNA of Andrographis paniculata, 2069 nucleotides long. RefSeq names its product protein DETOXIFICATION 21-like. Gene Ontology annotation, molecular function: xenobiotic transmembrane transporter activity; antiporter activity. The transcript is spliced from 10 exons. Bases 278 to 1756 code for a protein of 492 amino acids. The record is from RefSeq and is a predicted model, not a curated record. Gene Ontology annotation, biological process: xenobiotic detoxification by transmembrane export across the plasma membrane. NCBI's taxonomy places the organism in Eukaryota, Viridiplantae, Streptophyta, Magnoliopsida, Lamiales, Acanthaceae. Gene Ontology annotation, cellular component: membrane.
GGAUGAAUAGUGACGGAAGCUUUAUAUUUCGAAAAGGGUGCCCCGUGUCCCUAGACUCGACUCGACUGCCUUGCUGCAUUUGCAUUUGCUGAGUCCAUCUCCAAUCCACUGUAUUUUAUGCAGUGGAUUGUACCAAAAAUAGGGGAGGGGCUUCAAUCCAUCCUCAAAUUCCCUCCUCUUCCUUCCUCCAAUUCUUGCAGGAAUCCACAGUGUUUGUUACUCCAUUCUAUUUUUGAAGUGGAGUUUUGUGAAGGAAAUUAAAGGCGGCGGUCGAGGUAUGGAACGCAGUGAAACUGAGGAAAGGCUUUUGGCGAGAGUAGAAAAUGGCGACGAAGACGGCGAGGAGGCGAGAAGUCUCGCGAGUAAGGUGUGGUCGGAGUCGAAGAAGAUGUGGAUCGUCGCUGGACCUGCAAUUCUCACCCGAGUUUCAACUUUUGGAAUAAAUGUGAUCAGCCAAGCUUUCGUCGGCCAUGUUGGUGCUACCGAGCUCGCAGCCUAUUCUCUCGUCGUGACUCUCAUCACCAGAUUCGCUAAUGGACUAACGCUUGGAGCUGCGAGUGGACUCGAAACCCUAUGCGGACAGGCGUACGGCGCGAAGCAAUACCACAUGCUGGGGAUAUAUCUGCAACGAUCGUGGAUCGUUUUGAUCAUCGCUACAACUCUAAUAGUGCCAAUUUACGUUUUCACAACUCCUCUAUUGAAAGCAUUAGGUCAGGAUGAGGUUAUCAGUGAGGUUGCUGGAAAGAUUUCUCUCUGGUUCAUUCCCGUUGUGUACGCCUUCAUCGUGUCGUUUAGCUGCCAAAUGUUCCUGCAAGCGCAGAGCAAGAACAGGAUCAUCUCAUACUUAGCGGUUGCUUCAUUAGCAAUCCACCUUUUCCUCUCAUGGCUUUUAACUUUCAAGCUCGGGUAUGAACUAACAGGUGCUCUAAUUUCGACUAUUUUGGCGUACUGGAUUCCGAACUUGGGGCAGAUGAUGUUCGUUACCUUGGGAGGAUGUCCAGAAACAUGGAGAGGCUUUUCGAUGUUAGCGUUCAAGGAUCUUUGGCCGGUUGUCAAGCUGUCUGUGUCGUCUGGUGCAAUGCUCUGUCUUGAAUUAUGGUACAAUGCUAUAUUGAUUCUUCUCACGGGAAACUUGGAAAAUGCAGAGGUCGAACUCGAUGCCCUUUCGAUCUGCCUUAAUAUCAAUGGCUGGGAGAUGAUGAUAUCACUUGGAUUCUUGUCUGCGGCGAGUGUCCGUGUCGCGAAUGAACUUGGCAUGGGAAAUUCGAAGGCUGCGAAGUUCUCUGUUGUCAAUAUUGUGCUUACUUCAUUUGUAAUUGGUUUGGUGCUGUUUGUGGUCUUCCUCUUCCUCCGCGAAGGCUUAGCUUAUAUAUUCACCGAAGACAAAGCUGUAGCAGCAGAAGUUGCUCAUUUAUCGCCUCUUCUUGCAUUUUCGAUACUCCUCAACAGCAUUCAGCCGGUUCUCUCAGGUGUAGCUAUUGGAGCCGGUUGGCAGUCGACUGUUGUUUAUGUAAACCUCGCAUCGUAUUAUUUGCUAGGAAUACCUCUCGGCUUCCUGCUUGGUUAUGUCCUUGGAUUGCAAGUCGAGGGAGUUUGGAUUGGAAUGCUUGUAGGAACGUUGGUUCAAACUAUCGGCUUGCUCAUCCUAACCCGGAGAACCGAUUGGGAUAAACAGGUAACCAUUGCUAAAAAAAGAGUUACCCAGUGGUAUGUGGAAGAUGACUCCGCAGAAAGAGCAGAAAACACAGGAAUGUGACAAAGAGGACAUGGAUCUCAACACAGCGUCUAGUGUAUCUUUGGCCAGCUGAAACUUCACUUCCGUCUCGUUGGAGGGAGAUUUCAAAUAAUCUUGCAACUACGAAGAAGUAAGAAUAAAUGCAAUUUUUAAAAUGUCGGUGCUAGAGCAAAUGGUUUAAUCUUACAAAACUACUUCGCGCAGUUUCUUAUGUUAUUUGUUUCCAUGAUCAUAUAAGUCACUCCAUUUUAUUACCUUAAGUGUAAUGAUAGCCACUCGAUUACCCGGGGUGGUAGUCCUAUUCUCCACAGUCCAUGUCAUAGAUUUCACUUGA